AUGCACACGACGUUGCGCUUGUGUGUAUCUCGGCGAGCGCAGCGCCUGAUGCGGCGCGCGAAGGAUGAAAAUAUGCGUCAUGCCGUGUCGCUCUACCACCUGACGCCGAGUUUUUACCCCACGAAUGUGUCGGGGGACAAGGACCCUGUGCUGGAGAACGAGGUGACAGAGAGCAUCCUCGGCCCCUUUUACAAUGGCCGCUCGGGCCGUCCGUUUGUUCAGUUCACGACGGUGCAUGAGCUCUUGCUGCGGCAGCGCCGAGAACAUCUGCACAACCGUCGUGAUACCAUGGGCGAAAUGACAGACAUGUACGAGAGCACCGUCUUGCCGGGCUCCUUAUCGCAUGCUUCGAUGCUGCAGGAUUCUACGAAUGCCCGCUCUCACUUUGUCAAGCAGCCGGCCUCAUACCCCACGCGCCGCGCCCGUGAUACGGCCGGUCACGGUGAUCUGUACGCGAUGGACGAGCUCUCCGUGCGCAGUGCCCAGGUUCGUGAUGCCCUGUACGGCACCGUCGCGGGCGAACUUCCAGGUCUCGAGAUUGUGCGUGAGCACGAGCGGGCAUGGGAUGCGGAAAAAGAGUCUUCAUAG
Malassezia restricta is the source of this 588-nucleotide messenger RNA. RefSeq lists its product as uncharacterized. The transcript has a single exon. The record is from RefSeq and is a predicted model, not a curated record. Lineage: Eukaryota; Fungi; Basidiomycota; Malasseziomycetes; Malasseziales; Malasseziaceae. Bases 1 to 588 code for a protein of 195 amino acids.